CCGCUCGGGCCGCGGCAGCGGGGACCAUGCCGAGGAAAGUCUCCUGAGCCCGGCAACUUGGGCCCCUCCCCGCCCCCACCCGGCGGCCCUCCCCAUGUGUGGCCGGCCGGCCGGGCUCUCCUUCUCGCGGCGGAUGGGUGACCUUUUCCUGGCACGGGCAGGCUGUGCGAGGCGGCGGAGCAGGCGAUGAAGAAGAAACAGCAGCAUCCCGGCGGCGGCGCGGGUGCCUGGCCCCAUGGGGUCCCUCUGGGGGGCGCCCCUCCGGGCCUGGGCAGCUGGAAGCGCCGGGUGUCCCUGCUGCCUUUCCUGCGCUUCUCCCUUCGGGACUACGGUUUCUGCAUGGCCACCCUGCUGGUCUUCUGCCUGGGCUCCCUCUUCUAUCAGCUCAGCGGAGGACCCCCUCGCUUCCUGCUCGACCUGCGGCAGUAUUUGGGAAAUUCCACUUACUUGGAUGACCAUGGACCACCUCCUAGUAAGGUACUACCUUUCCCGAGCCAGGUGGUAUACAACAGAGUAGGCAAGUGUGGGAGUCGCACUGUGGUCUUGCUCCUGAGAAUCUUGUCAGAGAAACACGGAUUCAAUUUGGUCACAUCAGACAUUCACAACAAAACCCGGCUUACUAAAAAUGAGCAAAUGGAACUGAUUAAAAAUAUAAGUACUGCCGAACAGCCCUAUUUAUUCACUCGACAUGUUCAUUUCCUGAACUUCUCAAGGUUUGGAGGAGACCAGCCUGUCUACAUCAACAUCAUUAGAGACCCCGUCAGCCGGUUUUUAUCUAACUAUUUUUUCCGUCGCUUUGGAGACUGGAGAGGGGAACAGAAUCACAUGAUCCGCACCCCCAGCAUGAGGCAGGAGGAGCGUUACCUGGAUAUCAAUGAGUGUAUUCUUGAAAACUAUCCUGAGUGCUCCAAUCCCAGGUUGUUUUACAUCAUUCCAUAUUUUUGUGGACAGCAUCCCAGAUGCAGGGAGCCUGGCGAGUGGGCCCUUGAAAGAGCGAAGCUGAACGUGAAUGAAAACUUCCUGCUCGUGGGGAUUCUUGAGGAGUUGGAAGAUGUGCUGCUUUUACUGGAAAGAUUUUUACCUCAUUACUUCAAGGGUGUGCUCAGUAUCUACAAAGACCCAGAGCAUAGGAAACUUGGAAACAUGACUGUGACCGUAAAGAAGACUGUCCCCUCUCCCGAGGCCGUGCAGAUUCUCUACCAGCGCAUGAGAUACGAGUACGCAUUCUACCACUACGUCAAAGAGCAGUUCCACCUGCUGAAGCGCAAGUUUGGACUGAAGUCUCACGUCAGCAAGCCCCCUCUGAGGCCACAAUUCUUUAUUCCAACUCCACUGGAAACCGAGGAGCCGAUGGAUGACGAGGAACAAGAUGAUGAAAAGUGGCUAGAAGAUAUUUAUAAGAGGUGAUGCCAGCACUGUGUUGUCUCCAUGGCUUUAUCUCCCUUUUCAAGAAAGUUUUUCGUUUGGGGAAGAAAAAUCCUUACAGGACUAAAUUAAUGCUCGGGUGCAUUAAAAAGAACAAAACAUACCCACAUGUUGGGGUCAUUGGGAGAUGCCCGGUUUUGCGGGUUUUAUUUGUUUAAUUUUAUUCUGUGUUUUUUUAUUGGCUCCUUGCAUCUUUCCCAGGUACACCAGAUGGUUCCAUCACAAGAUGUCUUGUCACAAAAUAGCUUCCCCCACCCCCACCCCAGCCCAGUAUGAUGGGAGAAGGAAAAGUGAUGAUAUAGCCCAUGGCCCAGUAACUUAUCAUUUGUAAAUCCCUUGUAAAAAUAUUACCUCAGUGGUAGGAGACACCCAGACUUGUAUAUUUCGGUAGAAAUACAAAACCACUUCAGAGACCAAGGAACCUACUCCAGAAGGAUCUAAGAGGAGAAGGUAAGACAAAUAAGGUAUCAAAAGGGAGGAUGGCCCUGGUUAAGUGGUUUCUACCCACAUGGGUAGAAUUCUGCCUCUGGUCCAUCUCAGGGGACACCUUCACCAGGAGCAGUGUACUUAUCUCUGAAAGAGCAAGUCGGUUUGUGCUACAUCCCCAACCAAUCUGGAGCCUGGAGUACCUUUCAAGGUCAACAUGCAUGGCAAGCUCCCUUGGGAUAUUCCAUCUCCAAGCACCGUUCUGAUAGACAUCAAAGUAGCAUAGCAGGGAAAAGAACUUGUUUGCUGUGUACACAAGGAUGUAGGCAAGACAGGUAAAAUAUGAAGGUCAUGUGGCAUCAGGAAAAGGGCAUGGUCUUGUCCUUUGCACCCAACAUGAAACAUCUUUCUCCCCAGCAUUGCUUUAAGUGGAAGUCCCAGGAACCAGUUUAGCUCUGGUAUUUGACUCCUGUGGCAGAAGUGCUAAGCCUGACCACAGAUAUUGCAUAAUCUAUCAAACAUCCCUGACCAAGUUGGGUCUCCUAGUAUCUGGUACUAUGUACUGUAGUCCCCUAAGAGGUACCUGCUUUCAGUAAAAAGGUGUCCUGAGUUCUGUGCAGGUAGCCUCAUUUCUUAUGGAACCUGCUCAUUCCUGAGAACCCUAUCUAGGGACAUCAAAAAGAGAAGAAGCAAGAGCUUGUGGGUAAGAGACCGCUUGUCCUGCUUGAUGAUCAGGUGGCUGCCCCCAGUGUGAUCUGAGUAGAUGCUGGGCAGUUCCAUCACCCCAAAAUAUCUCUUCUCUCUACCUUCCACCCCCCAUCACCUGCCACCUAUCAAUGAUGCCUUGGUUCAGUCAUUAGAAAUCUAUUCCUGUGGAUUCUGAAAUGUCUUCACCUUAGAAAAAGGCCUGAAAAUACAUAUUCUCCUGAGUGGGUAAUAUACAGCUAGCUGAGAAAGCCUUCCUGUUGGCCAUAGGAAGGGUACUUGUGACAAAUUUUGACAAAUUUUUCCUCUAGAGCCAGCCCUUCAAGAGCACUAGCAAAGUGUGAAUUGGGAAUACUUACUAGUAAAUAUGAGUUUGACUUUACACAAACCACACAUUUUCUACUUUUCAGAAACCAAGUCUCUCUAGAAUUUUUUCUUCCUUCACUGAAAUUGGAUGGUAGCCAAGAUAUAAAGCAAGUCAUUUGGAACCUGUCAAGUACAUGCUAAAGCUGCAUUAUCACAAGAUGUAUUUAGGAGGCUCCAGCCCCAAGAGUCCAGUGAAGGCUGGACCACAGAGGCACAGAGUCCACCACUUGGGCCUCCUGUGGGCCUCCGUUCUGCCUCAGAGGACUUGGGCAGGGAAGUGACUAAGGGAAAUGCUCUUAGAGGAAGAAAUAUCCUUUGUCCUGUUCAAAGGGAGCAGGGCCCUACCAUUAGGCAUACUUUAAAAAGCAACAUGGAGAUAGUUACCAUAUUCAAAACAAGUACAAGAACGGCUGCCUGGUACAUUGCGAGUCAUUUCUAUGAAAUUAUAUAUAAAGAAUGAUGAUUAGUUUACACACUGCAAUCUCACAAUCUGAAAGUAAAGUUGAGUUGGCUAAGUUUUCUCUGCUGUUUAUCAGAACAUCAGGACAAUUGGUCAUUCACAAAAUUCAUCUUCUUACUGCAGGUUCACGCGGGUAUGUCUCCCUGUGUGCUCAAAGGCAUUUCUUUUCAGCUGUGAUCAUUAUAACUUCACAACAAAAGAGGCUGACCAAUUUAUUUGCAUGGCCUUAAUGUUAUUUGGUCACAACAAACAACCUCGAGGUCCUAAAAGUCAAGGCACUUCAUCAGUUUAUUUGGCACACAUGACAACAUUUUUAUGGCCCUGGGCCCAACACAGUUUGUACUUCAUGAAAUAUAUUGUAC
This is a messenger RNA of Cynocephalus volans (Philippine flying lemur), 3744 nucleotides long. RefSeq names its product uronyl 2-sulfotransferase (gene UST). Bases 187 to 1407 code for a protein of 406 amino acids. The transcript has 8 exons. Gene Ontology annotation, molecular function: sulfotransferase activity. The record is from RefSeq and is a predicted model, not a curated record. Gene Ontology annotation, cellular component: membrane. Lineage: Eukaryota; Metazoa; Chordata; Mammalia; Dermoptera; Cynocephalidae.